Messenger RNA from Brugia malayi, 1065 nucleotides. Its product is annotated as ADIR1, putative. Gene Ontology annotation, molecular function: ATP binding; ATP hydrolysis activity. The transcript has 9 exons. Bases 1 to 1065 code for a protein of 354 amino acids. Lineage: Eukaryota; Metazoa; Nematoda; Chromadorea; Rhabditida; Onchocercidae. The record is from RefSeq and is a predicted model, not a curated record. Gene Ontology annotation, biological process: cellular response to misfolded protein. Gene Ontology annotation, cellular component: endoplasmic reticulum.
AUGAAUAUUGCAGAGGGCACUGUUCUGCUUCUUUGGUUUUUUUGUAGUCAGAAUUUGAUAUAUGGUGAACCACUGAGUCUUUUAAUUGGUGCUGGUUCAGCUAUUGCCGCUUCGCUAAGUAUUUUCAGUUAUUAUGCCCGAUGUAAACUUCUUGAAUGUUGUGAUAGUUCUUGGAUACGAGGAGAUUAUAAAGGUUUACAGCAUUCUAUGCAUACGCGAUUAUAUGGGCAGCAUUUAGCCAAGGAAACUAUAAUAACAGCUGCAAUUGCGCACUGGAAAAAUCCAAGUCCUAAAAAAGCUUUGGUGAUGUCAUUUCAUGGAUGGACUGGUUGUGGUAAAAAUUAUCUUAGCUCGAUGAUUAUCGAGAAUUUGUACAAGAAAGGAAUGAAAAGUGAUUAUGUUCAUGUUUAUGUCUCGACGCUACAUUUUUCAAACUAUUUGGAAAUACCACUUUAUCAGGUACAGCUACGUUCAUGGAUACAAGGAAAUGUAUCGAAAUGCGAACGAAGUUUGUUCGUCUUUGAUGAAGUAGACAAAAUGCCUGCUAAAGUAAUUGAUGCCAUAAAGCCUUUUAUUGACCAUUAUGAAUAUUUGGAAGAUGUUGAUUUUCGGAAAAGUAUUUUCAUCUUUUUGAGUAAUUCUGGAAGUAAUGAAAUAGCCCAGAAAGCACUUCAGCAUUAUGAAGAUGGAAAAAUAAGAGAAAAAUUAACAUUGAAAGAAAUGGAAGACGUUGUUAUGGCAAGUGCAUUUAACACUGAAGGCGGGCUAAAAAUGAGUGAAUUGAUCUCAGCACAUUUGAUUGACCAUUUUGUUCCUUUCUUACCCCUAGAAAGGAGGCAUAUACUGCUUUGUAUUCGAGAUUAUAUGCUUUCUCAUGAUUUCACGCCGACAGAUGAACGUAUCACUGCUAUUGCCGAUUCUUUGCAGUAUUUUCCUAAAACAAAUCCGAUCUAUUCUUCAUCUGGUUGCAAACGGGUUGCUCAGAAGACUGAACUGUUCAUAUCUGCAGAGCGUGAAAAAGAGCGCCAGCGUUUUGAAAAUUUUCAAGAUGAUGAUAUGUUAUAG